AGCAUCAGGUUGUGUGGAAUCAUCCAGAAUACGGUUGUUUUAUCGUUUCUCAGCUAAUAUCUCAGCAACCAUGACUUCCGCUCAGCAUCUGAGAGAUUUUAUCAGAGAGAGACUAACUGCUGCUGCAGCAGAAAUCUUCUCAGAGGUGGAAAAAACCAUCAUCUGCUACGAGGAGGAGCUCGAUGCUCAGCGCAGGAUGAUGGGGAUCAACUGGAAACCAGAGAUCAAACUCAUCAGAAUCGGUUCGGAGCUGCAGAGACAAAGUUCUGACCUUCAAAACCUAAAUGUCUUCACUGAGCAGGAAGAUUCUUCCAUCCAACUUGUCUGUAACCAGGGGAGGCGGUCCAGCCACGAGGAGGAGGAACCAGAACCUCAAUGGACCGGAGAGGAUCAGAUGGAACCAGAUCCUCCACAACCACCUGAACACACCCUGAUGGGAGGAAACGAGAAAGCAGAGGCUUCAUGGGACGAAAGGCCACAGGAAGAAUCAGAACCUCCACCGACUGAAGAAUGGGAGGAAUCAGAAACUGGUUGGAUGAAAGAGGAAGAAGCAGAACCUUCACUGGAUAAAGAAACUCAGUGGGUUAAAGAGGAAGAGGAGAACCAAAGAAAAGCACUGAUUGAAGGACAGGAGGAUCCAGAAACUCCAUGGAUUAAAGAGGAAGCAGAACCUCUGAUGGAGGAAACAGAUUCUCCUGUUGGCUGUGAAGGAGAACCAAGACCUGAGCAGCUUCCUCUCCAUGUUCCUCCUGUAGUUGAGAGCAACGAUCAGGGAGGAAGCAGUUCCACCGGGUCACAGACUCAGUGCUACACUGACAACAUGUCUUCUGAUGAGUGUGGUGUUUGUGGGAAAUCCUUCAAGAAGAGGUUUAACUUGAAACAGCAUUACAGAACCCACACUGGUGAGAGGCCUUUCUGUUGUGAAACAUGUGGGAAAAGUUUCUCUCAAAUGAGUAAUUUAAAAGUUCACAAGAAGAUCCAUAGCGGCGAGAAACCUUUCUGUUGUGAGACAUGUGGGAGAAGUUUCUUAAGAAUCGAUCAUUUAAAUAUUCACAAGAAGGUUCAUACAGGUGAAAGGCCUUUUUCUUGUGACUUUUGCAGGAAAUCUUUCUCUCGUAUUGAUAAUUUAAACAUCCAUAAGAAAAUUCAUACAGGUAAGAGGCCUUUUCAAACAUAUGGAGAAGAUUUCUCUGUUUACAACAAAAUGAAUACAAGUGAAAGACCUUUUUCUUGUGAAACAUGCGGGAAAGUUUUCUCUCGAAUUUGUAGUUUAAAGGGUCACAAGAAAACUCAUUCAGGUGAAAGGCCUUUUGCUUGUGACACUUGUGGGAAAAGUUUUAUACAUAGUUCAAAUUUAAAUGUUCACAGGAGAACCCACACAGGGCAUAUGGAGGCGGUGCGGUUGGGCUCUCUGAGCUCCAGCUGCUCUGCAGAGGUCAGAUCCGUCUCUCCACCGUCCUCCAGUCGUUUCCAGGAGAYCUGGACCUCAGGAGGAAACAUGCCUGAGGCCAGACACAGCAGGAAGCCCUUCCUGUCCCGCUGGGCGCUGGAUGCUGCUGGGUACACGCUCACCACGGGCUGCACCACCGGGUCACCUGGAGCUGCGGAGGAAAUCUUCACCGAGGUGGAAAAAACCAUCGUCCGCUACGAGGAGGACAUUAAACUGCUGGAGAUCCGCUGGAAACCGCAGAUAAACGCCAACACGACCGAGCGCCCAAAUCAUCGUUUCCAUGGUGAGGAGGGGGUUCAAACUGACCUGAGCGCCAGUGAAGAACCAGAACCUCCAUGUUUCCAGAGGAACCAGCAGGAACGCGGGCGUCUCCAUCAUCCAGACAGCCAGAAGGAACCAGAAUAUUCCUGGUUGAAUCAGAACCAGCAGGAAGCAGAACCUCCACGGUGUGCAGAGGUUAAAGAGGAGCUGGACGAACCAGAACCUCCGACUGGGCCGAACCAGGAGGAGGUGAAAGAGGAACAACCAGAGCUGCUGCAGAUUAAAGAGGAGGAAGAGGAAGAGGAGGCGUGCAGCAGCCAGCAGGUGGAGCAGUUCAUCCUGAAGCAGGAGCACUUUGACUUCACCGAGCCUCUGAGUCAGGAAGCCGACCUCAGCGAGGGAGAACCCAACAUCCAGCGUCUGUACGCCGUCAGCUUCCCUUCAGCUGGGAACCAGAGCCAUGAAGAACGCAGCUUCCCUGCGUCCGACCCGAUGGUGUCCGCCACCGAUAAAUCGGUCAAAUGCGACGUUUGUGGGAAAGUCUUUAAGAAGAAGCAUCACUUCAACCGCCAUCAGAGGAUCCACUCCGGCGUGCGGCCGUAUGCUUGCACGAUCUGCGGGAAAGGCUUCACGCAGAGCGGCCACCUGAAGAACCACAUCAGGACCCACACCGGCGAGCGGCCCUUCUCCUGCGACACCUGCGGGAAAAGUUUCUCUCAGGUGGUCAGCCUGAACGUCCACAUGCGGAUCCACACCGGCGAGAGGCCGUACGCCUGCGAAAUCUGCGGUAAAAGUUUUACAGUGGUGACCAACCUGAACUUCCACAGGGGAACCCACGCAGACGAGAGACCGUUCCCCUGCGAGACGUGUGGGAAGGGCUUUGGGAACUACACGUCGCUCAAAGCCCACCGCAGGAUCCACACGCAGGGCCGGCUGCAUUUCUGCGAAAGCUGCGGGAAAAGCUUCACCAAAAACGCAGCGCUGAAGGUCCACAUGAGGACGCACACGGGCGAGAGGCCAUACCUGUGUGAACGCUGUGGGAAAUGUUUCAUCAGUAAGGGGGACCUGAAAGCUCACGUUAGAACGCACACCGGCGAGAGACCCUUCACCUGCGGGACCUGUGGGAAAAGUUUCAUCCAGAGAGGAACUCUGAACGUCCACAUGAGGAGCCACACCGCAGGAACUAACACCAACACCGACUGAACAGGAUGGUCACAUUUACUCUGGUCUCUUUACUGAGCAACUUAUUCAUCUGACACAUGUCCAGAUGUUUCAGACAGCUGGACCAAGUGGGGAUGAGGAGAGUGUGGCUGGAGACAUGAAGGAUUCUGAAACAUCAAAACUCAGUUAUCGGAAUGUUGAUUUUUGGAACCUGGAAAUGUUUCAUGAGAGGAACCCGGACCGGUUCUGGUGGAGACAUGAGGAACCCGGACCGGUUCUGGUGGAGACAUGAGGAACCCGGACCGGUUCUGGUGGAGACAUGAGGAACCCGGACCGGUUCUGGUGGAGACAUGGGGCUACGUUCUCACAGCUGGUCUUAACGCUCAACUCCAUUUUUAAUUCCGUUUUCUGUGUGGUUUAGGGCUGCUGUAAACGAAUAUUUUAGUAAUCGAGUAAUCUGUUGAUUAUUCUCACGAUUAAUCAGAUCAAAUAAAACAUUAGUAAAUCUAACACACCUGUGUUACCAUCACUUAUCAACAUCAGUCCAAUUUUUCACAUUUGAGCUUCCCUACAGUUGCUUUUCUGUAGUUUAGAAAAUUAACCUGUAA
This is a messenger RNA of Poecilia reticulata (guppy), 3480 nucleotides long. NCBI's taxonomy places the organism in Eukaryota, Metazoa, Chordata, Actinopteri, Cyprinodontiformes, Poeciliidae. The record is from RefSeq and is a predicted model, not a curated record.